GUCGCCAGAGAGAGAGGGAGAGAUGACGUCAGUGGGCGGGGCUUCCGCCAUUUUUUUUUCUUUCUGUUUCAAGAUGGCGGCGAAUGCGGACUUCCGGUAAAGUCUCCCGUUCUGUGGUGAUUUUUAUAUCAAUUUGACGGGAAUAAGGAAAUAGGAAAAGGCGUCUCUCUCUCUCUCUCUGGGUGUGUCAGUCUGUCCGUCCGUCUUGAGGGCCAUGUCGGGGUCGGUCCUGCGUCGGGAGGGCCCGCAGUUCAUCAGCGAGGGGGCGGUGCGGGGCAACGCGGCGCUGCUGGACUACUGCCGGACGUCGGUCUCGGCGCUCUCGGGGGCCACGGCGGGGAUCCUGGGCUUGACGGCCUUGCACGGCUUCGUCUUCUACUUCCUGGCCUCGCUGCUCCUCUCGCUGCUCCUGGUGCUCAAGGCCGGGCGCCGGUGGGGAAAGUGCUUCAAGUCCCGGCGGCCCCUCUUCACCGGAGGCCUCAUCGGCGGCCUCUUCACCUACAUCCUCUUCUGGACCUUCCUCUACGGCAUGGUCCACGUCUACUAGCCCGGGUCCCUCCACCACCCCGCCUGCUCAUGAAACACCACCAGGGGACACCUCUGGGCCUGUGAGUAGCCGCUCGCCCUCACUCCAGGGACACUCAAGGGUCCUCCGGCCCAACCUGCAGCAUCCCAGGGUCAGGAGAGACCCCCAAAGGGCAUCUGGUCUGACCCGGAGACCCCCAAAGGGCAUCUGGUCUGACCCGGAGACCCCCAAAGGGCAUCUGGUCUGACCUGGAGACCCCCAAAGGGCAUCUAGUCUGACCUGGAGACCCCCAAAGGGCAUCUGGUCUGACCUGGAGACCCCCAAAGGGCAUCUGGUCUGACCUGGAGACCCCCAAAGGGCAUCUGGUCUGACCCGGAGACCCCCAAAGGGCAUCUGGUCUGACCUGGAGACCCCCAAAGGGCAUCUGGUCUGACCUGGAGACCCCCAAAGGGCAUCUGGUCUGACCCGGAGACCCCCAAAGGGCAUCUGGUCUGACCCGGAGACCCCCAAAGGGCAUCUGGUCCAACCUGCUCACUCACUACAAUGUAAAUAGUCCCUUGAAGCGACCCCUCAAAGGGCAUUUGUCCAGUUUGUUCAUUAAACCCAAUGGGAAAUCUCUUGGCGUGUCAAUAGUCGCUCUUUUUCUGUCCGUUGUAAGGUGGAAUGAGGCUCCCAAAGGGCAUCUAGUCUGACCUGCUCAUUAAACACAAUGUAAAUAGUAUAUCCUACAGAGCUCUAGCCCCCAAAGGGCAUCUGGUCUGACCCGGAGACCCCCAAAGGGCAUCUAGUCUGACCCGGAGACCCCCAAAGGGCAUCUCGUCCGACCUGGUCAUUAAAUACAAUGUAAAUAGUACCUUGGGGAGACCCUCAAAGGGCAUUUGUCCAGUUUGUUCAUUAAACACAAUGGGAAAUCUCUUGGCGUGUCAAUAGUCGCUCUUUUUCUGUCCGUUGUAAGAUUGAAUGAGGCUCCCAAAGGGCAUCUAGUCUGACCCAGAGACCCCCAAAGGGCAUCUGGUCUGACCUGGAGACCCCCAAAGGGCAUCUGGUCUGACCUGGAGACCCCCAAAGGGCAUCUGGUCUGACCUGGAGACCCCCAAAGGGCAUCUAGUCCGACCUGGUCAUUAAAUACAAUGUAAAUAGUACCUUGGGGAGACCCUCAAAGGGCAUUUGUCCAGUUUGUUCAUUAAACACAAUGGGAAAUCUCUUGGCGUGUCAAUAGUCGCUCUUUUUCUGUCCGUUGUAAGAUUGAAUGAGGCUCCCAAAGGGCAUCUAGUCUGACCCAGAGACCCCCAAAGGGCAUCUGGUCUGACCUGGAGACCCCCAAAGGGCAUCUGGUCUGACCUGGAGACCCCCAAAGGGCAUCUGGUCUGACCUGGAGACCCCCAAAGGGCAUCUGGUCUGACCCGGAGACCCCCAAAGGGCAUCUAGUCCGACCUGGUCAUUAAAUACAAUGUAAAUAGUACCUUGGGGAGACCCUCAAAGGGCAUUUGUCCAGUUUGUUCAUUAAACACAAUGGGAAAUCUCUUGGCGUGUCAAUAGUCGCUCUUUUUCUGUCCGUUGUAAGGUUGAAUGAGGCUCCCAAAGGGCAUCUAGUCUGACCUGCUCAUUAAACACAAUGUAAAUAGUAUAUCCUACAGAGCUCUAGCCCCCAAAGGGCAUCUGGUCUGACCCGGAGACCCCCAAAGGGCAUCUAGUCUUUCCUGGAGACCCCCAAAGGGCAUCUAGACUGACCCGGGGACCCCCAAUGGGCAUCUAGUCUGACCCGGGGACCCCCAAAGGGCAUCUGGUCUGACCCGGAGACCCCCAAAGGGCAUCUAGUCUGACCCGGAGACCCCAAAGGGCAUCUAGUCUGACCCGGAGACCCCAAAGGGCAUCUAGUCUGACCCGGAGACCCCAAAGGGCAUCUAGUCUGACCCGGAGACCCCAAAGGGCAUCUAGUCUGACCCGGAGACCCCAAAGGGCAUCUAGUCUGACCCGGAGACCCCCAAAGGGCAUCUGGUCUGACCCGGAGACCCCCAAAGGGCAUCUGGUCUGACCCAGGGACCCCCAAAGGGCAUCUCGUCCGACCUGGUCAUUAAAUACAAUGUAAAUAGUACCUUGGGGAGACCCUCAAAGGGCAUUUGUCCAGUUUGUUCAUUAAACACAAUGGGAAAUCUC
Messenger RNA from Anolis carolinensis (green anole), 2683 nucleotides. RefSeq names its product ER membrane protein complex subunit 6 (gene emc6). Gene Ontology annotation, biological process: autophagosome assembly; protein folding in endoplasmic reticulum. Bases 215 to 547 code for a protein of 110 amino acids. Gene Ontology annotation, cellular component: membrane; EMC complex; endoplasmic reticulum. The record is from RefSeq and is a predicted model, not a curated record. The transcript is spliced from 2 exons. NCBI's taxonomy places the organism in Eukaryota, Metazoa, Chordata, Lepidosauria, Squamata, Anolidae.